Tetrahymena thermophila SB210 is the source of this 1479-nucleotide messenger RNA. RefSeq lists its product as hypothetical. The record is from RefSeq and is a predicted model, not a curated record. Lineage: Eukaryota; Ciliophora; Oligohymenophorea; Hymenostomatida; Tetrahymenidae. The transcript has 6 exons.
AUGAAGAAAAUAAAAACUUUAUUUCGCGCUCUAUCUUUGUCCUCUGAAUACGAUAAGAUCCUACUAAAAAUCUAGUCAUCAGAAGAUUACCUUAGGCCAACUGAAGAUAUGAUAAUGAAAUUAAAAGAUGGGUUAGAAGGACAUGACUAAGAAUUAUGUUAGUAAAAAGCAAUUUAAGAGCUUUUUAGCUCUGCUAAAUUGUAUGAGAAUUGGAAUUAAGCAAUAAAGAUGUUUUAUAUACUGCACAAGCUAGUUCAUAUGAUGAAGCUAAAUGUGACUUAUAUUAUAACUGAAAAUGACAUCACAUAGCAAUUAAAAGCAAAUUUAAAGAUUAAUAAUCAAUGUGAUGAAGUUCAUGUGCCAAUUAUGCUUAAAUAUUACUAGUUUUUAAGAUUGAUUUCUAAAAAUUUUAGUGAAUUCUAUCAAUGCGAGUAGUACUUUUAGUCUGAAAGCUUGGAGUAUUUAAAAUAGAAAAGCAUAUAGGAAAUUAUUAACACCAUUUAACCUCUAAUAAGCAUUCUAAAAAAUGUUUUCAGAGUCACACAAAAUCUAUCAUUUUCAUUGCAAAAUUACUCAAAAUUUGAAAUUAUUAAAUAUGCAAGUUGUAUGUUAAUUAAGGACUCAAUUAUGAUUUACGAUUUUGUUAGCGAUGUUAUGACAACAAUUAAAGAUUUAAUCUUAACAGAAAGCUAAAGUGUAAGUUUAUAAAUUUAUGAAGCUUAUGAAGAAAUAGUAAUCCUCACUAAGAAUAUAGAAAAAAUCUACGACUUAAGAAAUUUGACUGUCGAUCCUUAUAUUAAAAAACCAAAAUAUUUUAAGAUUGAUAGGGAAAACAAUAGAAAAAUUGAACUACAUAUUAACUAAAUACAGAAAAGAGUGUAUAAUUCAGACAAUGUAGCCGCUACAGUAAACAAAUCUGUUAAUGAAUCAAAUUUUAACAAUUAAAUUGAAUAAAUAUCUCCUAUCAAAGAUCAACAAUCAAAUAAAUAAGCUCAGUAAAAUAGAAGAAAUAGAGAAAUGAUGAAAUACUCAAGCAAAGACACAGUACUAACUACUUGCGGAUCUUAUAGCAACAGAAUAAUCUACACAGAAUUAGAAAAUUUAAAUUAAAAAAAUAAAAAUGGUUCAUAAGAAGAGACAAAAUAGCUUCGUAACUCAGAUUCACCAAAUAAUGCUGAGAGUUAUGAUAAUAUUGAUGAUGGUUCUAAAUAAUUUUUUUCUAAAUAUGAAAAUCCUGAAAUUUCAGAAAAUAAAGAAGAUUAAAAUUAGUAAAAUUUAUUUGAUGAUGAAUGUAACGAAAACCAAAGGAUAUACAUAAAUAAUCUUUGCUCAAAAAAUGAUAAAAUAUAACCUGUUAUGAAAAAAGAAAAAUAAGAUUAGAGGAAAAUAUUAAACAACUAGCUAAUAGAAAAAAACGAAAAUUAAUAAAUUAAGAAUGAUAUCAUAAAAUCUAACUCUGUAAUAAAGCUUGAUGUUUGA